Messenger RNA from Linum tenue, 1337 nucleotides. The record is from the annotation of a GenBank genome assembly. NCBI's taxonomy places the organism in Eukaryota, Viridiplantae, Streptophyta, Magnoliopsida, Malpighiales, Linaceae.
AUAUAAUUGACAUUUGGUGAUUUGAUUCAUCAUGACUUCCUUAAUUUAUCAACUCCUUAUCUCCGCCACAAGUUUUCUCCUCUUCCUUGCCUGUUUCCAGCAUUUCACAGACGCACAAGGAAUAGGUGUGACCCUCGCACGCGACAUGCAGAAACCGCCACCACCCAAGGCCAUACUAUGGCUCCUCCGGCAAAAAAACAUAAAGAAGGUCCGAGUCUACGACGCAUUCAACGACCGAGACCUCCUGGAAGCCCUGCAGGACACCGGGAUCGACGUCCUGGUCGGGAUGAACAACGACGACGUGUACCGGGUCGCGGCCGACGUGUCGUCCAACGAGGCCGCCAAGUGGCUGGAGCAAAACAUCAAGCCGUACUACGAGAAAGUCAGCUUCCGGUGCCUCCAGAUCGGGCGGCGGAUGUCGCAGCAGGGGAACCGGCAGAUCUCGGCGGUUUUCCAGGCGCUGGUCCACGUCCAGACGGCGCAGAAGAGGCUAGGGCUCGACAUCUCGCUAGGGAUUGACUUGGAUACCAACGUCAUGACGGAGUCGUUCCCGCCGUCGGCGGCGUCGUUCGACGUGUCCAUAUUGCCGGUGCUCCGUCCCAUGUUGACGUUCAUGGAGCAUAAUAUGGGGACACUCAUUGUGAGCAUUUACCCCAUGAUCAGGUACGUGACGGACUUAUACUACGAGUACAAGGGCGUCUCCAUCGACUACGCGCUGCUGAACGGCGAGACGGUGGUGGUGACGGACAACGGCCUCCAGUACACCAACAUGAUGGACGGCCUGAUGGACGCCUUCUACACGUCGCUGAAGAAGCUCGGGAUCUCGAUGAGGGUGAUCGUCGGCGAGACAGGGUGGCCGUCGAGCUCCGAGGUCAAAUACGCUACACAGAAGCUGGCCGGCGAGUAUAUCUACAACUUGGCAGAGCGGCUGAAGAACAACGUCGGGACGCCGUUGAAGCCCCAGUGGCACGUGGAGACCUUCAUCCAUACGCUCUACGUUCAGGACAAGAACAACGACGGGAUGUAUAAGUGGUACGGAAUGUUUUAUCCCAAUGGUUCGCCGGCAAAUCCAUACCUCUCUCUUUGAAAGAAAGAAGGAUAAAAGGAGAGAACUGAAAUUAGGGUUAUUGUAUUCUUGAGCGUGUGUGUACAAGUUAUUUGGGUAGGGUUUGUGAUUCCAGGAAUGCAUGUAUUUUUUAAACUGAGGAAUUCUAUUUCUUGGGUAAUCUACAAAUAUAUUAUAGCCGAGUUGGGGACAGUUUUUCAGCAUUUCAAAUUUUCUGCAACGAGAGCAAAAGUAGUAAUGGUAAUUGUGUCUUCAAAAUCAUUAUUUAUUU